Molecule: messenger RNA, 1251 nt
Organism: Clonostachys byssicola
Lineage: Eukaryota; Fungi; Ascomycota; Sordariomycetes; Hypocreales; Bionectriaceae
Source: the annotation of a GenBank genome assembly
AUGUCUGUCCAAGACACCAAGACCGUGUCUGAGUAUUCUCUCACCACAAGUCUACGCUCCAGUCCAAGUGCCAGAGUGGCAUGGACCUGCCCGCACGCCAAGAUACUCAUGCUGAAGCAUCUAGCCAGCCUGAAUCUCUACCAGCCUGGUUGCGUGGAGAAUACGAAUGUGACGUAUAGAGUCAUCUCCCGCCUGCUUGUCCUCUUUAGUCAGCUUGAAGAACAAGGGGCGGUCUUGUCCUUCAUGAAUGGAAAGACCUGGGGGGCCAAGUGGCAGGAAUACACCAAGACUUGGAACAACGCUCAUUGGAAUGGGGAUACAUGCCCUCCGCGGGACGACGCGACGGAUCCUUGUCCAUUCGACCACGGCCAGGACCACAAGAAUAACGACGAGACACAGCACCCGGCUAAUGACAACCGGACAGUUCCCUCCCCUUUCGACGAUAACGACGAUCUGAGUGACCUCUCGGUCCAAUCUACAGUAAUGCAUGAUCGUUGCGAAGAUCUCAUCGACAUGGCAUCGAGUCUCAGCUUGGAAGGCUCAGUCAUCAACCCUUUGCCAUCUCACGUUACUGCGCAGUCACCCCGAACCAUCCUCUCCACCUUUGAGGGCUACGCCAAAAGCCAUAAGCCGACCUCUGUCCAGCCGCAGACUGGGGUUGACCGCAGCCGCUGUCGCAUCGCUCCUAGCGAGGACCGUUCUAGUUCAACUGCUUCCAAAUACAGCCCAUAUAUGUCCAUGCCUCCCCAACAGCUCAGUAGGGUCGAAGAAUGGGUUGCUCAACUCGACUUGGGGGGCAGCAGCCAAGGUUCUACAAGCUCCAUCCGUCACCGGGGGGGCGGACGCGAACGCGAAAACCUAGCAAUGCUGACGCCUCUAUCCUCCACAGGAAAUAGCAUGGGCAUAACAGAGAAUAACUACAGGCGUCUUUGCAUGGCCAUCGAGGAGGUUGGGGGAGCCAAGACGGAGCUACUUCACAUUUACUACUCUCAAGGGGAAAGAGCGAUUGUUUCGGUGCGCGAGCAUUUAGAAGGCAUGAUGGACCUUAGUCCCCUCCAUGGCCGCAGCAUGGAGGAUCUUGGCGCCUUGUUUUGUUCGAUGAAGGCUAAAUUGAUGAGAAUGCCAGAGGCAGAUUGGGAUACUGCAGAUACAAAUGAAGUUGGAGAGAAGGAGGCUCAGUUCGAAAGCGCUCAGCAGAGGUUGCACUCUCUAGAAGAGAGGGUCCGUCUCUGGAAAGACUUGGACAGCUAA